GAUUUUCAUAAAUUAAAGUCGUUACUGGAAAAUAACUCAUACAACUGUACUCUCUGUUGUGGGACUUCAAUCAACUGUUUGCUGGAGAUUUGGCUAGGGUUGGUCAGGAGAUCGAUUUGGUGUUCUCCGCUUUUUGUUCAGGAGCUGAUUGAUUGCUGGUCAGUUCGAUUUCCGCCACUUGAAUGUCGUCUGUGAUUGACUUUAGUGAUUGGUAUCAGUUUCUGUGUGUGUAAGGGGAGACUCGUAGCGUGUUUGAAGGAAAAAGCAUCUGGAGAAGAGAGAGGAGGAGCCGAUAUGCUUCCUGUGGCAAUGUAGAAGUAAUGGUAAAACCUGUUGUUUUAGGACGACUAUAGUUUGGAAUAAUCAAAUAUUGCUUCACAAGGUAUUGUUGAUUGACUCUUCAGAGAUAUUUAGAGCUCUUUUUUCGUGAAAACAGAAGACAUGCAACCCGGCUGAUCUGGGACCAUCUCUGCAAAAUAUAUACACUGCCCAACUAAUAGCAUGACUGCAUUAUGCAUGACUGAUGCAGAAGAGUAUAAAAGCAAAGAUAGAAAGACAGAGAUUUUGUUGUUUACUGCAUACUCAGAAUCGGGCAUGCAUUUUGGGAAUUUAACUAGGGAUCAUCAUUUGUAAUGGAAAAUGAGGAGAGGGGUUGUGAAAAGAUAUUUUCAAAUGGAGAUGUCUAUCUUGGUUCUUUCAAGGGAUCUAUCCCCCAUGGAAAAGGUAAAUAUACAUGGUCAGAAGGAACAGUUUAUGAGGGUGACUGGGAAGAAGGGAAAAUGACAGGAAAAGGAAAGAUCAUUUGGCCUUCACAGGCUACGUAUGAGGGUGACUUUUCGGGGGCUUACCUUCAUGGUUUUGGAACGUUUAUUGGUUCUGAUGGGUCCAUAUACAGAGGUUCUUGGAAGAUGAACUCUCAACAUGGCAUUGGGAGGAAGCAAUAUCCAAAUUCAGACAUUUAUGAUGGCUGUUGGAGAGAGGGAGUGCGUGAAGGCAGUGGUAGGUAUGCCUGGAGUGUUGGCAAUGUAUAUAUUGGAAAUUGGAAAAGUGGGAAAAUGUCUGGCAGAGGGGUUAUGAAGUGGUGCAAUGGAGAUCUUUUUGAUGGCUUUUGGUCAAAUGGGUUGAGACACGGGUCAGGCUUCUAUAGAUUUUCCGAUGGUAGUUAUUAUUUUGGAACAUGGUCUAAGGGGCUGAAAGAUGGACCUGGAACAUUCUAUCCUGCUGGAAAUAAGCAUCUACGGAAACUUAAUCCAGAAGGACACAAGGAGAAGAAGAAAAAACAGUUAUCUCGUAAUUCAUCAUAUGAUUCGGAGGAAUCUGUAAUACCCAGCGUCAAGCGUAGUCUGUCGGAGAAAAUUUCAUCUAGCUUUAGGAGGGGUUCUGGACGAUUCUCACAUAAAACGACAUCACUGGAUGAUGAUCUUGGCCAUUCUAAUUCAAUGAGAGAAAUAAUGACACGUGAGAGACCAUGCAUCAUAUCUAGCAGCUGUGAUGAUGGUCAAACUGAGUUUCCAGAUAACAAAACUGUGGCUUAUGAGAGGGAAUAUAUGCAAGGAGUCCUUAUCAGAGAAAGGAUUAGAAAUAUAUCCAAACUAUCUCACAAAAGUAAACAACGGCUCAAAGUUGCAAAACAAGCUAAAAGCAGAUCAUGUGUGGACAUUUUUGAAGGCCAUAAGAGCUAUUAUCUGAUGCUUAGCUUGCAACUUGGUAUCAGGUAUACUGUUGGAAAGAUCACGCCAGUUCCUAUGCGGGAAGUUAGAUCAUCUGAUUUUGGAGAACAAGCUAGAAUAAGAAUGUAUUUUCCAAGAAAGGGUUCUCAAUUGACUCCUCCACACAAUUCUGUUGACUUUUACUGGAAGGAUUACUGCCCCAUGGUCUUUAGGAAUCUGAGGGAGUUGUUCAAGUUAAAUGCUGCAGAUUAUAUGAUGUCUAUCUGUGGUGAUGAUGGUCUAAGAGAGCUCUCUUCUCCAGGAAAAAGUGGAAGCAUUUUUUAUCUUUCUCAUGAUGAUAAAUUUGUAAUUAAGACACUGAAAAAAUCUGAGCUGAAGGUAUUACUGAAGAUGCUGCCUCACUAUUAUGAUCAUGUACAAGUGCAUGAUAACACCCUUAUAACUAAAUUCUUUGGGGCACACAGAAUAGCAUUAGGACAUGGAAAAAAGGUCCGCUUUGUAGUCAUGGGGAAUAUGUUCUGUACUGAGUUACGUAUUCAUCGCCGUUAUGAUUUGAAGGGCUCGUCUCAUGGGAGAUUUACCAAUAAAGAUGAGAUUGAUGAGACCACUACCCUGAAAGACCUUGAUUUGACUUAUGAGUUUCACAUGGACAGAUUGUUGCAUGAGUCACUUUUUAGACAACUAACUCUCGACUGUGCAUUCUUGGAAUCUCAACAAAUCAUAGAUUAUAGCCUUCUCCUGGGUUUGCAUUUUAGAGCUCCUGAACAUCUAAGAUCUCUGUCAGAGCCCUCUGAUUCACUGGACAAUGCUGAGACUACUAGUGCUCUUGAUGGUGUGAUCUCACAAGGAGAUCUCCUGAUUCCUCCAAGGGGUUUGCUUUUAGUGACCCAUGAGCCCGACUCUGUCAGCACUACUCCAGGGCCUCACAUUCGAGGAAGUACGUUGAAAGCAUAUUCUAUUGGUAACAAAGAGGUUGAUCUUCUUCUUCCUGGAACUGGAAGGUUGAGAGUUCAACUAGGAGUAAACAUGCCAGCUCAGGCAAAUCACAGACUUACGCAGGCCAAGAUCGACUCAGCUGAAGUUGAACUUUUUGAGGUUUACGAUGUUGUUCUCUACCUCGGCAUAAUCGAUAUAUUACAGGAAUACAACAUGAAAAAGAAAAUGGAGCACGCAUGUAAAUCUUUGAAGUUUGAUCCAAUGUCGAUUUCUGUUGUGGAGCCAAAGCUUUAUUCCAAACGGUUUAUCACCUUCCUAGAGAAAGUUUUUCCCCGUGACCCUUAGUUUCAUACCCGCCUGUCCUCUGGUCAUAAAUCGUAAUUCUUUGUCAAUUGGUGCUGUAAAGUAAUCUCUCGUGCAAUAUUCCAUACAACUCUUGCACAUCAAUAUUUUGUAUAUUGUUAGUUUUACUUGGAAUUUCUUACCGUCUUCAUAAUCAUGUAAAUGUUUUCAUAAUUUUCUAUGGAAGAUUGCUGCAGAAAGUUUAAGUUAGUCCUCUUGAUCAUCAGGAUUGACCUCCCUUUUCCUAUCGUUGUGCUCCGGGAGAUCGUAACUUUUUUUUCUUUUUUAUUUGAAUUUGCAUUUAAAUGAGAUAGAUUGAUAGUAAAACUCUGUAUUUCUAUGCUGAAAAAUGAGGGGCGUGUA
Messenger RNA from Sesamum indicum (sesame), 3311 nucleotides. NCBI's taxonomy places the organism in Eukaryota, Viridiplantae, Streptophyta, Magnoliopsida, Lamiales, Pedaliaceae. The record is from RefSeq and is a predicted model, not a curated record.